Striga hermonthica is the source of this 1666-nucleotide messenger RNA. The record is from the annotation of a GenBank genome assembly. Lineage: Eukaryota; Viridiplantae; Streptophyta; Magnoliopsida; Lamiales; Orobanchaceae.
ACCUUUGUUCAUCCCGAACAAAAACAAAACAAAAGAAAACGAGCAAACGAGCAUGUACAACGGUUCAGGCAAGACAAAUCUCAAACCAAUCAAUAAAAUCAAGAAGAAUUCAAAUGAUCACGAGUACACACCUCAACUAUUAACUCGGUUAUUGCGAAUGACAAAGACUCUCGAACACGGAGAUAUAUCAUAUGCCUCACUCAGAUUGACCUGCUCCCGAACUCCCGCGAGUGUCCCACUGAUGGAAUUGGUCGUCCCAUUCGCUCCACUUAGCGUACUGCUUCGCUUCUCAUUGCUCCCAGCGUUCGGUAUGUGCACAUUGACUCUUUCUGCAACCAUACCAUCCUUGAAACCUCCGGAAUGUGUGAACAUGGUGUGCCCAACUGCAUCACCUGCUCAGUAUGGUGUAUUUUAUUUUGGACUAUAUCUCAUAGCACUGGGGACAGGAGGGAUCAAGCCGUGUGUCUCGUCCUUGGGGGCUGACCAGUUUGACGACACAGAUCCUGUUGAAAGCGUGAAAAAAGGGUCCUUCUUUAAUUGGUUCUAUUUCUCUAUUAAUAUUGGUGCCCUGGUGUCGAGCAGCUUGAUUGUGUGGAUUCAGGACAAGUGUGGGUGGGGCCUUGGUUUUGGCAUCCCUGCUCUCUUUAUGGGGGUUGCUAUAGUAAGUUUCUUGUCGGGCACACCUCUGUACAGGUUUCAGAAGCCAGGAGGAAGCCCAAUUACGAGAAUGUGGCAGGUCGUGGUUGGCUGUUGCAGAAAAUGGAAUGUGGCGUUGCCUAGUGAUAGCAGCCUUCUGUAUGAGACAACGGAUAAAAGGUCUGCUAUCGAGGGGAGUAGGAAGUUGUUGCACACAGAUGAGUUGAAGUGGCUGGACAAGGCUGCGGUUGUUUGUGAUGGUGAGCGCAAAUGCUGCACUGUGACCCAGGUGGAGGAGCUCAAAAUCUUGAUCCGCAUGUUCCCCAUCUGGGCCACGGGUAUAGUCUUCUCGGCUGUGUACGCCCAGAUGUCUACAAUGUUUGUGGAGCAAGGAAGCGUGAUGGACACGUCCGUCCCGGGCUUCCCCACCCUCACCAUCCCACCCGCCUCUCUCUCCACCUUUGAUGUCGUUAGUGUCAUCCUGUGGGUCCCAAUCUACGAUCGCUUCAUUGUUCCCGCAGCCCGCCGCCUCACCGGCUGCCCGCGCGGCUUCUCUGAGCUCCAGCGCAUGGGAGUCGGCCUCUUCCUCUCUGUCCUGUGCAUGUCGGCCGCUGCCAUCGUUGAGGUCCGCCGCCUGGCAUUGGCCCCGGCCCCAUCCCCAGCCCCAGCCCCAAUGAACGUCUUCUGGCAGGUGCCACAAUAUUUUCUUCUUGGGGCGGCCGAGGUUUUCAUGUUCAUAGGGCAGCUGGAAUUUUUCUACGACCAGUCUCCGGACGCCAUGAGGAGCCUGUGCAGCGCCCUCUCCCUGCUCACCACUGCGCUCGGCAAUUACCUAAGCUCCUUUAUUGUGACGGUGGUGACGGGGCUGACGACGAGCGGAGGGAGGAAGGGAUGGAUUCCGGACAACCUCAACGAGGGCCGCCUCGAUCUCUUCUUCUCGCUCCUCGCUGGGCUUAGCCUCCUCAACUUGCUGCUCUACGUCUUCUGCGCCAACAUUUACAAGUCCAAGAAGCCCUCAUCAGGAGCUUAA